Kuraishia capsulata CBS 1993 is the source of this 1971-nucleotide messenger RNA. RefSeq lists its product as uncharacterized. The coding region runs from base 1 to 1971 and encodes 656 amino acids. Lineage: Eukaryota; Fungi; Ascomycota; Pichiomycetes; Pichiales; Pichiaceae. The transcript has a single exon. The record is from RefSeq and is a predicted model, not a curated record. Gene Ontology annotation, biological process: glutathione biosynthetic process. Gene Ontology annotation, molecular function: glutamate-cysteine ligase activity.
AUGGGGCUUUUAUCACUAGGAACUCCGCUGCACUGGCUUGAGUCCAGAAACCACUGUGAACAUGUCAGGGAUAACGGAUUGGAGCAAUUGAUCAAGAUGUUCGAGGCUGCCUCAGCAAGAUCAGACGACCCAUUUCUCUGGGGUGAUGAAAUAGAGUACAUGUUGUUGAAAGUUAACGACAAAGACCAUAGCAUCAAAUUAGCCAUUGACGAAGACGAUAUGUUGGAAAGAUUGGCUGAAGACGGAGUCUCCUACCGUAAGGCUGCUGACAACGACGUCUCGUUUCAUCCCGAAUACGGUAGAUACAUGAUUGAAGCAACGCCUGCCACACCGUACGAUGGAGCCUCGUUAAAAAGUUAUGCCUAUGUUGAACGCAAUAUGGAGGCCAGGAGGAAGAUUGUGGUUGGUGAGGUCAAGGACAAGAGUGUGGUUCCAAUGACUUACACUUCCUUUCCCAGAAUGGGUGUUGGUCUCUUCACUGAUCCUCCAGCAAAGGCCAACGGUGCUGCUUCGAUGUCGCUUUUUUUGCCUGACGAGAUCAUCAACAGACACGUGAGAUUCCCCACCUUGACCGCAAACAUUAGACGGAGAAGAGGGUCCAAGGUGGCUAUCAAUAUCCCGUUGUUCAAAGACUCGAAGACCAGGUCAGACUCCGAGGUUGAUCUCACUAUACCGCAUCGCCAGCUGUAUGCAGGCCAUGACGACGAGGCCUUCCAAGGGGCAGCCCAGCCCGGAUCCAUAUAUAUGGACUCUAUGGGGUUUGGUAUGGGCUCUUCGUGUUUGCAGGUGACGAUGCAAGCCCCCGAUGUGAGGAGGGCCAGAUAUCUAUAUGACUCUCUGGUAAACAUAGCGCCGUUGACAUUAGCAUUGACUGCCGCCGCACCCAUCUUUAGAGGGUUUUUGGCGGACCAGGACGUGAGAUGGAACGUGAUUUCAGGUGCGGUUGAUGAUCGUACUCCGUUUGAGAGAAGCGAGCCUCCACUGCCUGGCCAUUCCGAGAGAGGUAAUACCCGUCCGGAUGCCAAUUUGCAGAGGAUUCCCAAGUCGCGGUACGAUUCGGUAGACCAGUAUCUGGGUGAUAUCGAUGUCUCUGGGGAACAUUAUGGAUUUUUCAAGGAGGACUACAACGAUAUCGAGUCACCUAUCAAUGAUAAAGUGUACAGCAAGCUGCAGUCACAGGGAUUCGACCCAAUACUGGCACACCAUUUUGCGCACUUGUACAUUCGUGAUCCGAUUGUUAUUUUCAACGAGAGAAUAGACCAAAACAACGACGAGGAGACGGACCAUUUUGAAAACAUCCAGUCCACGAAUUGGCAAUCUCUGAGGUUCAAACCCCCCACCCAAAAGGCCACUCCUGACAACCACUCGACCCCAGGCUGGAGAGUAGAGCUAAGACCAAUGGAAAUCUCGAUAACUGACUUUGAAAACGCAGCUUUCGCCGUGUUUGCCGUUUUGCUGGCCAGUGCCAUAUUGAAGAACAAUCCCAACUUGUACAUCCCGAUCUCGUUGGUUGAUGAGAACAUGAAGUCUGCCCAUAGAGUGAAUGCCUAUACCGAACAGAAGUUCCACAUGAGGACCAACAUUUUCGAGAAGGGAUCUGCCAUAGUAGAGGAAUUGACUCUGGGACAAAUAUUCAACGGCACGGAUUCCUUUGCCGGGUUGAUUCCGUUGGUGGAAACAUUCGUGGAUGAUACUUUUGGAAAAACUGAAAAUGUCGAUGAGCUGGCCCAGAUCAAAACCUAUCUCAAAUUCAUCUCAUUCAGGUCUGCUGGAAAGAUCCCAUCCACUGCGGCAUUCAUUAGAAAUUUUGUCGUUUCUCAUGAAGAUUACAAACACGAUAGUGUGGUUAGCGAUUUGAUCACCUACGAUUUGACAAAGAAGCUCUAUCUUUUGGGACAGUACGACCAUGAUACUGUCAAAGAGUUCUUUGGCGAAGAGCUUGGUCAAGAUUUGAUUGAAAGCCACCAUUAA